Molecule: messenger RNA, 4367 nt
Organism: Ixodes scapularis (black-legged tick)
Lineage: Eukaryota; Metazoa; Arthropoda; Arachnida; Ixodida; Ixodidae
Exons: 3
Coding region: 309-2441 (710 amino acids)
Source: RefSeq, a predicted model, not a curated record
GGUGACGGCCCGCGGCGGGGCGCGCGGAGCAACUUCCCUUUCACUCGCCGCCGGCGCGGUAGCGGGCAUCAUCAGUGGCGCGAACGCGGCGGCACGCACGCACUCCUCGCACUGACUCAUCGUGCGUCAAGCUGGCAAGCCGUCCGUCGUGAACGUGCUUCCCUAGCGGUGCGCGCUUCAUCUGGUGACGUUACUUCGACCACCGGAUUAUCGGGACCCGGAUCACGGCGCUAGGAGCCCGGGGUUAGUGCCUCGGGUCUCAAACUUGGAUUACGGCCUGGCAUGCUGGGAGACGGCCCAGCGCUGCGAUGGCAUCGUGUAAAGAAACCAGGAUGGACGAUCUUGGAGGAGUGGGAGGGGAAACGUCAGCUGGUACCGGCAUGUGCCUGUCCUCAGCCAAGUCGAGCCCUGACCUGUCUGUUCCAGGGCCCAUCUUCUUCUUGAUCAAGGAACAAGCCAAGUCCUUACUUGCCAUCAAGGAACUACAAGACCGGGUUCAGGCUCUGGAGGGCUUUCGCAAUGACAUCUUCUUUGCUAUUCAAGACAUUCAGCAGACAAUGCAUCAUCCUGCGAGACAACCACAGAUAAAAGUUCCUCCUGACAGCGUCCCGGUCAGCAGUGCUUCAGGGGCCUCUGGUGAGGAGUGUGUGUCUCCAAGCAGCUCAAAUUUCAAGUCAUGGACCUUGAACCCAAAGCCUAGGCGACACAAAGACACGGUUUUGACUUCGGCUUGUGCUAGGACCAAAGUAAAGGACGGCAGUGCCUGCGAGCUCAGCAGCCGGAGUGCACUCAAGCCUCCAGCCACUAGUCUUUCAUCACAGGUUGCCUCAACGUCAACCAAGGGGGACACCACGUCCACCAUCUUGGAGAGCGACAAACAGGACAGUGGCCUCGACUCAGAUUGUCGAGAGCAUGGCUCACAGGAAUCGAUCCUUGCGCCCAAGGACGAACUCUUACUGCUUCUGGAAAUGAUUGGCGAGCGCGGAGUGCAACUUCAAGAGAAGGUUCAAGAGAUGGAACAGGCACAGGCGAGCAUGGGGCAAGGCAGGGACUGUGCCCCAAGGAGCCACAGCGAGCUGCUCGAGUUCCACGGAAAGGAGCUCCAGGCACGACUCAGCGAGAUGGAAGUUGAGCGUGCUAACUAUAGGACAAUGGUGCGUCAGCUGCAGUCAACAAUUCACAGGCUGGAAGGUGAGAAGAUGGCCUGCGAACACAAGCUGCAGGCCACUCUCAUAGAGAAGAAGCAGCUGGAAAAGAAAGUCCACAGCCUGCAUUUGCAAUACGUUCGGGGAGAACCGAGCUCUGUGCCCUUUUUGAAGGCAGAGAGCUGGCCCACGGCCCAUUCUCAAGAUGCACAAAGCCUAGGUGGUCUGGAAAGGUUGAGAAGGGAAGUGAAGGGCAUCAAGUCAGAAGAAGGCAAGGCAAAAGUGUCGACGAUUUUGAGAGAGUCUAACCCCAUCGAGCUGAAGAAACUGUUGUUAUUGUACACACUCGAGAACCAGGCUCUCCAGGAGAAGGCCGAAGAGAAAGAGCAGAAAUGGUAUAAUAAUCUGUCUGAGUGGAAAACUACAGAAGCUUCCCUCCGAACAGACAUUCAGAACUUGAUCCAGGAGCGUGACGAGUGUGUCGAGGCCCUCAGAAGACAUCAGACGGAAGUGAGGACGCUGCAGGCCAAAUACAAAGUGCUGGAGAUGACGGUACUGGCAUUCAACAACUUGGAGCGUAGCGACGACCGCCAUGGGGAGCAGUGUUGUGCUAGUCCAUUGCCGUACGGUCCUAACCAAAGGCUAGCACGGUCGUACCAUUCGGAGCUUGCCUACGGAGAGCCAUGCUACAGGACACAAAGCCUUCCGCCUGUCCUGCUUACGCAAGCCGAGAAUGGACCGUUGCUUCGGUGUCAAAAUGCGACUGCGCUCCACUGCGCCGGCAGCUCUUUGACAGAAAACUCUUUCGAAGAAGCUGCCUUCAACAAUGAAGGAAUGGCAUAUGAACUGGAGGAUCAAGUGCACGAACGGCCUCUUGCAUUCACAGAUUCUCCACUGUCCUCGCCUAAGAAGUUGUUCCGUCCGUUGUGGCAGCAUCGGCACACGGGACCUUCGGGAACUGUGAGUGACGCCGUCCGGCUGAUGAACCUCGACGAAGAGCACAGGGAGCUCAAGUCAGGACCGCAGUCAGACAUUGAUAUGAUCUGCAGCGAGUUUGAUCCUCUUGUGAAAGUGGAAACUCCUCCAGCAAGGGAUAGAGAUCCUAACACCAAGCCAUUGGACUUUGUGGACUCGCUCGACCUUUCCAUUCCUUUGAAGCCAACAAAGACUGCGAUGUUAAGUGCUACUAGGCCCGCUCGAGCCCGCCUUGAACUCAAGUACCUUCCGACACCCAUUUACAGUGCACGGCCUGUGGUGAGCCAGAAGCACAGGACAUUCUCCAAGUCUUCGGAUUAGGUUGCCAAUAGUUUGUUUUAUGGGUGCACUAUAGAGAUUUGUAAAAAAAAAAAGAAAUAGUAGUUGUUUUUACGGUCGUCCGGCGAAGCAAAUUUGUAGCCUUUAUUUUUUCCUUAAGAAGCAGCAGUCACCAUCUUCAAUAUGGGAGUGCCAGAGUUCUUUUGGUGAAUGUAAACAUAGAAAGUGCAGCAAAGCAAGCUUUUAGUGCUCAUGUAAAUAUGUAUUAUAAUAUGGUUUUCAGUUAGCAAAGCUUUAAGAUCAAGAAAGUUAGGCGUCAAGUUGUGUUUUUUUGGAUGCUCUUAAAAUGAAAUUGUUGAAGCAUAUUGCAGUUCUAAGAUAGAAAAGCACACGUUUAUAGAAGGAUAGAGUAUUUACAGAUGUACCCCUCUAAAUCUCGCCUCUUUUCAGGUCGAAUGGGUUACUGCUCAUCAUAUUUGUGUUUAGCAAAUGCCAUGAUCAUGAUGCAACAAUCGCACAAAUUUAAUUUAAAGUUUGAGGAGGCAGUCAUUAUAAGCCAGUGAAGAGGGAUAUUUUCCGUUAUGCUGUAUCCAACUCUGAAUGGCCAAGCAAUAGGAAAUUAAACAAGCCCCUUCACAUCAGUCACAUUCUUUGUUUCAUCACUCACUCAAAUCAAACUUCUGGAAUUAUUGUUUUUAACAGUACAAUCUUUCUCGGUGGCUAUUUGUCUUUGAAGGUCCUAGUGACGAGAAUGAAAUGCACUGUCUUCGUUUUGUCAAAUGAACCAAGAUCGUGGUGAUUACUCCAGCACCUCUUAAACCAGCUAUUAUUCCACUGAAUUAUCUUCGACCCCCAAAUUUCAAAAUGCUUGCUUCAAUAGACCGAUCUCGCCAACCAGUCUGGAUACGCUACCGCUGCCGUGAUGCAUGGAAGGAACUUUAGUCUUUCUGCGCGUGCGAGAACAUCGCUGCAGCUUUGUUGCACGUGCUGAGCACGAGACGGCUCAAGUCGUCUCGGGCACUGCCGCCUGCUUCCUGCGAACUAAAGUUAUUGCGAUGUCACGUAUGUAUCGAUCGCCUGGUGAGAUCGGUCUAUUUGAAAACCCUUUGCAAUGUUUCUACAGAUGUGUUUGCAAGGUCGGUGUAAUGACAGGCUGACUCAGUUGGUCAAAGAAAGCCAGAAUGAAAGAAACUGUUCAACGGCAUCGUUUUUACAAAUUGAAAAGUAUAAAAAAAAAUCAUUUUUAUAUGAAUGUUUAAACAACGGAAAGGUUGUUUUUUUCUUUUGUAAGUUAUGUGGCAGACGUUAAGACAAUAUAAUUAGAGGAAUUGUACAUCAAGGGACCAAUCGAGGUUGACAUUCUGUGUAACACCAAAGAUACUUUUAUCCCGUUGCUCUAGGUUUUGAUAAAGCCUUGAUGACUGAUUGCAUCCGUUUUCUCCAAAAUUGUAGUUCAUGUGCUUUCUUUUUUUUUUUUUUUUUUUGUGGGGUGUGUGCAUUAGUUGGUGUUCUUGAUAGCUUUACAGCAUGUGUUGCUUCAUUUGUUCACAUUUGCCUUGUAAAGAACAAAAAGAAAUGGACAUGAUGCGUCAUCCGAACGUAGGUAAAACAAGCUUUUACAUUCUUUCAGCACCGUCUUAUCUGGCUCCACCCCGACGUUCAAGUGCAAUUCCAGCCAGAGGAACGAAGCAAAAAAAUCCAGCUUUCAGAGUUGCAGUGCCUUGAUCAAAACCAUCCAUGCAACGAGCUUUUCUGCGGAGUAUAUCAUCAUACAUGACCACUUUUCAGAAAGUAUGCGGUGGAUCGUCUAGUGAUACUACGUCAUGCGCAUCAUGGAAAAAUCGCACCUACCAAAGUCAGUUCCGCGAACUAUGGCAGUUUGAGUGUACUUGUAUAUUUCCCAUAAUUGACUAAAUAAAUGCUGCCUCUUUGCUAUUGUUUUAAAUAAAGGUAUAUGUGAUUACUUGA